CUUCUCCAGACACACUCAUUCACCAGUGUGCCUUCGCUGUAUCAGGACCAUCCGCAGGGGUUUUGGACGGGUUUUGCGCUCUGCGAUGAAGCUGCUCUUUCUGACAGGACGUUUGACAGCAGGGAUAUGAUGGUUCUGGAAAAUACUCUGCAGAUAUUUGCUGGAAUUCUCAAUGUCAGUGUGUAGACAACCGCUCAAGUGAUUGCGCUGCUCGGAACUGGCACGUUUCUGUGAAAAGUUCGGACCGGUGGAGUGUAAAAAAAAAAAGUGCUUUUCUAUUCGGGACUGACACAUUUGAGCUUCUGAUUGCGAGUGGACUCCUGAGGAUCAGUGUGUGCGCUCUCUGGAGGGCCUGAGCGGCUCUUGUCCCGGUUCAGCAGCGCCGGUUCGGCGGGACGGGCUGGAGCCUGUCAGUGAGAGAGAGAGAGAGAGAGAGAGCGUUCAUAAAAGCAGUGCGUAAAAAUAACAUCAGCUGAGACGCGCGCUGACAUUUCAAACGACAGUUUGGGUGCCACCCGAGGGGAAAAAACGAGUAGGGUGCAGAGACUGUGCCAUCCCAUCUGAGAGCAAGCGUUGCCAUGGUGACCCACAGACAAAACGAGUAACGUAGCUGGAAACAGGAGUCAAACGUUGAUGAGGAUACCACUAUACACAGCUAGUUGGCAAGCCUCACCUGAACUGUCCGAGGGUGAUCACUAAAAAAACUCCCGUCCCAUGUCAUUCCGGUCCACGCGGCCGUCUAUUAAAAGGAUCUCGCUCGUGCUGUCGUUCGGACUAUUUAUGCACGGGUGUGUGAGGGCGCAGUGAGGGCCAACUCCACUCCAUAGACAGACAGAACACGAGUCAUGGGCAUCUCUCACGCGCUGCUGCUGCUCCUCCUGUGCGCGCACGGCACCGCGGCCCAGCAUUUCCUGCGCCUAAGGCCCUCGCCUAGCGAGCAUCUCCCCGUCCCGGACCUCAAGGAAGACCCCGACCCGGAGUACGACCCGCGCGAGCAGGAUCUCUUGGAGAGGACUCUGCGCAAAAAGCUGGGCAGCCAUUUCGACCCCAACUUCAUGUCCAUCCACCUGCCCGUCCAGCUGAACGCGAGCGCGCCGCCGGACGUGCCGGGACCGCGCGCGCCCAUGCCCGUCGAGCUCAAGAAGCUGGACCUGACGGAGACGCCUUACGGGAGGCGCGUCAAGGUGGGCAAGAAAGCGCGCCGGAAGUUCCUGCAGUGGCUGUGGACGCACACGCACUGUCCCGUGCUGUACGCCUGGAAGGACCUGGGCGUGCGCUUCUGGCCGCGCUUCAUCAAGGAGGGGAACUGCUUCAGCGAGCGCUCGUGCUCCUUCCCCGAGGGCAUGUUCUGCAAACCGGUCAAGUCCGUCACGAAAACCUUCCUCCGGUGGUACUGCCAGGGCUUCUCGCGGCAGAAAUACUGCACGUGGAUACCGGUGCAGUAUCCCAUAAUCUCCGAGUGCAAGUGCUCGUGCUGAGCGGUGCGUUAAUGUGUGUGCGUGUGUGCGCGUGUGCGCGUGAGUGUGUGAGUGUGUGAGUGUCCAUGGACUGGACGCGCACGGACUGGAAGAGUAUCUAUAAUAUGAAUUAUUGCACUGUUGACCCACGGACAGGGAUGUGGCGCCACAUAGCGAAUCUAUUUUUUUAUAUAUAGCUUUUUAAUUCAAAAUAUCAAACAUAUGUACAUAGUUAAGUGAAGAGAAGAAUGCAGCUAUUUUUUUGUUAUAAGAACAGGACCAUAAUCUCAUGAGGAGCACUUCGAGCUGGAAGAGCCCGUGGUUAUUUUUAUAGCAAUUAUGAAGAUGGAAAUGAAGUUCACUUUCCUCAUCCGAACUGUUGUACUGACUGAAAAGAAAAAAAAAAAAAAAAAAAAAAACUGAUACACUACAAUGAUGCCUAGAGGUUUUGUACAAAUAUUAAUAUCAAUAAUUAUGGUGAUGAUUGAAAUAUUUUUAAAAAAGACUGAGGGUAAAAAAUAUACACUUGCACUCAGCGUUUUUGGAAAUCAUAUAGUAUUUUAGUAAGAAAGCAAAUGUGUAUGUUUUAUUUAUUGUUUUAACGGUUGUGAGUAUAGAUAAAGAGAAUAGAAUAUACCAGAAAUUCUACUUGAAAAGUUCUAAAAAAAUAAAUUUAAGAAAAGUAAUAAUAAUAAUAAUAAUAAUAAUAAUAAACAUGUCAGUGU
Molecule: messenger RNA, 2182 nt
Organism: Myxocyprinus asiaticus (Chinese sucker)
Lineage: Eukaryota; Metazoa; Chordata; Actinopteri; Cypriniformes; Catostomidae
Product: noggin-2-like
Exons: 1
Coding region: 846-1478 (210 amino acids)
Biological process (GO): osteoblast differentiation; negative regulation of BMP signaling pathway; negative regulation of cell differentiation
Source: RefSeq, a predicted model, not a curated record